Exophiala mesophila is the source of this 456-nucleotide messenger RNA. RefSeq lists its product as uncharacterized. NCBI's taxonomy places the organism in Eukaryota, Fungi, Ascomycota, Eurotiomycetes, Chaetothyriales, Herpotrichiellaceae. The record is from RefSeq and is a predicted model, not a curated record. The transcript is spliced from 2 exons. Bases 1 to 456 code for a protein of 151 amino acids.
AUGUCUCUAGUUCGCACUUCGCGUCUUGCUGCGAAAUACCCAUCGUAUCAACCUGCAGAUGUGCUUGUCCUGAGUUCUCGGAAAGCCAUUUCAGAACAACACAGACCCGAUCCCAGUCUACGCAAGAUGCUUGGACACACCCGAGUCUUCUCCGAGACCGAGAGGAUGAUGCACUCCAACUUUGACGAUGAAACCAUUUUCCCACCUUUGUCGUAUCUAGCCAGACGGAGUAGGCGGAAGUCGAGGCCCUUUCUAAAUUCAUUCGAUGACGAAGCCGACUGCCCCAACACGCACGGCGGCACAACCCAUUCAUGCGACUCUGACUUGGGUCAGGUGCGGUCGAUAUCAGCCAGUCUGUUGUACCGUGAUCGACAGACAGUUGAAGAGUCCUGUCACUGCCGCGAGAUCCAGGUUCGUGUAACCACCAUCGCCGUCGAGGAGCUUGAGGCGGAAUAG